AUGAGUGAACUGUCUUUCUUGAAAGAGAUCAAAUCCCCUGUCGAGGCAUGGAAGAGUGUUUUGACAGGUAGUGAUUUAGCCGAGAAAUUAACAGAUUCUCAAAUAGAAAAAAUCAAACUCACCACAAAUUAUGUAUAUAAACAACCAGCUGAAAAGCGCUCUGCAAUUUUAAGCGAACUUGGCUGCCCUAAUGCAGAUGGAAUUGCUGAUCUUCUUAAAUCAUAUGAAGCAUUCCUCAAAGAAAAGUCAACAGAGCAUAAUCUUGUCGAUUUCGAUUGGUCUGCAUCAUUAAUUCUUGGUACAAGCAAAAUUUCAAACUUAAAAGAACCAAUUGUUACAUUUUCAUUCCAACUUAAAGAUGGAACUCAGCGUCAUGUUGAAUUUACUGCUGAUGAGGCUGAAGCUUUCUUAAAGCAACUCACAGCAGCACAAGAUGCAACAACUGCUCUUAUUCCAAAUUAA
Trichomonas vaginalis G3 is the source of this 462-nucleotide messenger RNA. RefSeq names its product COMM domain family. The record is from RefSeq and is a predicted model, not a curated record. The transcript has a single exon. NCBI's taxonomy places the organism in Eukaryota, Parabasalia, Trichomonadida, Trichomonadidae. Bases 1 to 462 code for a protein of 153 amino acids.